AUGAUGUUGGCUCCGCAACAUUUAAAAUACUUUGUAUUCUUUAUUUUGUCGAUACGAUGCGUUUUUGGCGAAGAAAAAUGGUAUGAUGCAUCAGAUGGAAGCAAAUAUUUGGUAAUCGAUGAGGACAAUUACAACUGGUUUGAGGCCCUAACUGCAUGUUCAACAAGAGGCUUGGGUUUGGUUAGUAUACGGAGUGAAGAAAAACAAAAUGCUCUAGUGGAAGUCUUGAAGAAAACGGGAAAAAUGUAUUAUUGGAUUGGUGCCUUGGGUACCUAUAGCACGGAUACUGGCCUUGUCUUCAAAUGGAUUAAUGAUGGCGAAGAAUUUGAUUACACUAACUGGGCACCGAAUGAGCCAAACGGCCGAGGUCAAGAAAAUUGUGUCCAUCUAGAUCGUUUCAAUUAUCGUUGGAACGAUAACAAUUGCCGAACAAAUAAAAAGGCAUUGGUAUGCGAGGAGCUACCCAGAGUUACAGAUAUGAAAAAAUAUAUUUCAGCUUUAGAGAGAUUUCUUGAUGAUUUUAUGGCUGAAGAAUUGUAA
Molecule: messenger RNA, 540 nt
Organism: Musca vetustissima
Lineage: Eukaryota; Metazoa; Arthropoda; Insecta; Diptera; Muscidae
Product: lectin subunit alpha-like
Exons: 3
Coding region: 1-540 (179 amino acids)
Molecular function (GO): signaling receptor activity
Source: RefSeq, a predicted model, not a curated record